This is a messenger RNA of Trichomonas vaginalis G3, 2064 nucleotides long. Its product is annotated as DNA/RNA polymerases family. The transcript has a single exon. The coding region runs from base 1 to 2064 and encodes 687 amino acids. NCBI's taxonomy places the organism in Eukaryota, Parabasalia, Trichomonadida, Trichomonadidae. The record is from RefSeq and is a predicted model, not a curated record.
AUGAUUGACCCAAUUGAUAAAAUUAUUGAAGAAACAUUUGUUUAUAAAAUUGACAUGCUUCAUAAUCUUUCUUUAUCAUCGAAUGCUUCAAUGAUUCGUUACGCUUUAGCAUAUAAAGACUUUAAUCCUAAUGAAAAAUAUCCUGAGGAAGAGAUAGAAUCAAGUUUUGAAUUAACGAAAAAGUAUUGGAAAUAUAAAAUUGAAUCAUAUAAGAAACAAGAUGAAAAAGCAGAAAGGGAUACUAAAAAUAAUGUUUCAAUGGAUGAUUUUCAAUACUAUCACGAUUUAAUCCUUUCAUCUAAAUGCAAAAUGUGUGGUAAAGCGUUUACAUAUGCAAAUAAACCAACAUUGGAUAGAAUCGAUAAUGAAAAACCACAUACCAAAGAAAAUUGUCAGUUAAUGUGUUGUUAUUGCAAUGUCGUAAAAUCAAAUAAAGAUGAAGAUGUUCAACGUUUAAGAAUCAAUUUAAGAAAUUAUGCAUUAAAAAAUAAUUUACCAAUGACUUUAGAUUCAGUUGAAGCUUAUCACAUUCUCCGUAAUGGAAUUACUGGUGGUUUAUCAAAUGUUCAACAUAGAGUAAAUCUUAAAGGAAUCACGCACAUUAAUAAACUUUCAUAUAGUCCAGAAACUAAAACUGUAUCAAAUGAGGACACCACCAACAUUAUGACUCAUUUCGUUGGUGUUGAUUUUAAUUCAUUAUAUCCUUCAUCAUUUUCAUCUAAUCCUCAUGAUUUCAUUCAAUAUACUGACCAUAAAAUGUAUAUUCCGGGAAGAUUGAAUGGUGUUAUCAUUUGUGAUACAGCAACAAAGAAAGCAAAAGCACUGGGAAUAAUUAAGAAGAAAAAUACUUUAUUCGUGGCUGAAGUAAAGGGUCACAUUGAUGAAAAAUACAUUAAUGAUUACAUAAACUUUUUACCGAUAAUAAGAAACUUAGAUAUUAUCACAGAUGAAAAAACAAUUGGCAGUUUUAUGUAUAAUUACAUGAAAUCAAACAAUCUACUGGUUGACCAGAAACAGAGAAAAUUAACUCAAUUAGCAUCAACACACAACCAAUAUCAACCAUUUUCUUCUUAUUAUCUUUGGUAUCUAAUAGACAGAUUUCAUUUUAUCAUCGAUGAUAUUCAAUCAAUUUUAACAUUUACGAAAAAUACUUGUUUUAAUGAAUUUGCGAACAAAUUUAUGAACGAAAGACAAAAGGCUGAAUUAGAAGGAAAUAAAGGAAAAAGUUUAUUUUGCAAAAUUUCACUUAAUGGAUCAUAUGGUUACGAUGCAAUGAAUACACAAAAUUAUGCAAAGACUAAAAUAAUGAAUGCACAGAAGGCACGCGUUGCAUGUAUGUCAAAUAAGUUUAAAAACAUAAGAGAAAUAGGUGAAGAUACAUAUCAAGUGAUGCUUAAAGAUAGAUUUUAUAGAUGUGAUACAUGUUUACAAGAGGCAUUCUUCACUUUAGAUAAUGCUAAAUACUGGUAUUUGGUUUUCAUUUAUGAUUUUAUGUAUAAAUGCAUGAAUGUUAAUCGUUUUCAUUUCAUUGAAGGUGAUACCGAUUCAUCUUAUUGGGCAAUCGCUGGCGACCCAAAUCUUCCUAACACUCAAGCAUUUCAAGCAAUUGUUACCGAUAAACAAUUUUAUGAUAAAAACAUUUUCAAAUUCGCACCUUUUGAUUUCUUUUGUUUUGAUGAGAAAUUUAAACCUAAAUUAAAGAAUAAAGCUGAAGAAAAAGCACAUGAGAAAAAAUUAUUGGGUUUAGCAAUUGAGAAACAAGGUGAUAACAUGGUUGCUUUAUGUCCUAAGUGUUAUACAUCAUUCAACGGUUCAAUUGAUGGGGGUGAUUUUAAAAAGAUUGCACAAAAAAUGAAAGGUGUUAGUUUAAGACAAAAUAAGCAAUUAACACCUAAAAAUUAUUUGGAUAUAAUAAAUGAUAAAGUGAUAUUUGAUGGUCAGAAUAUUAAUUUACAACUUAAAAAUGGGUCAAUGACUCGCUUAACAAUCGGUAAGACUGCAUUAACAGGAGCACACACUAAGGCUGUAUGUUGUGAAAAUGGAUGUUGUAUGCCAUUUAUUUAA